This is a messenger RNA of Bemisia tabaci, 1333 nucleotides long. Its product is annotated as cathepsin B. Gene Ontology annotation, molecular function: cysteine-type peptidase activity. Gene Ontology annotation, biological process: proteolysis. NCBI's taxonomy places the organism in Eukaryota, Metazoa, Arthropoda, Insecta, Hemiptera, Aleyrodidae. The record is from RefSeq and is a predicted model, not a curated record.
AUAAGAGGCUGAAUUGAAUGAACUCUUUCAGUUCAGAAGCAUGUACAUUAUUUUGUUCUUCUUCCUGGCCGGGUGGAUUUCCAUAUAAAGUCCCGGUCUGAUUCAAAAUCAGUUGAGUUCGCGUUUUUGUCGUCUCACAAAUAUGGCGUUUGUGAAAGUUGUAGCUGUAUGCCUUCUCGUGGCGUUGGCAGAGUAUUCUGGGGCAUCUGCCUUCAUUGCCUCCCAUGAGAAAAAUGUAGAGCUAAGCGCCGAGCAUUUGGAUAAAAUUGCUAAAGAUGUUAAUGAAGCAGGGGCCUCAUGGACGGCUGGCAGAAAUUUUCCGGGUGGUGUCUCCAGCGACGACUUGAGGAGUUUAGUUUCCGAACACGAUUCCUUAGACGAUACCCCACAGAAAGCUCAAAAUUGUGACUGCAGCCCGAAAAAGCUUCAAGAUGAUGACAAAAAUUACGACGCGAGAGAAAAAUGGAAGAACAAGUGUCCAUCCAUUGUUCAAAUUCAAAACCAAGGAAAUUGUCAAAGCUCAUGGGCUGUGACAGCUGCAGCAGUGAUCUCUGACAGGCAGUGCAUAGCGACCGAUGGUAAGAUGAAGGACCAGAUGUCCGCUCAGCACUUGCUGUCAUGUUGCUCUUACUGUGGUCUUGGUUGCAACAAUGGGUGGCCACGGAAGGCAUUCGUUUUUUACCAUAAACAUGGAGUAGUAACCGGCGGAGAUUAUAACAGUAAACAGGGCUGCCAACCGUACGAAAUCGCACCGACAACUGACUACAAGUCUGCACUUGGUGGUCAUGGAGACAUCCAGACGCCGCAGUGCUCCGAUACAUGCACGAACAAUCAAUUUAAGAAAACGAUGAAAGAGGAUCUACAUUUCGGAAAACCUCCUGUGGAAGUUUGCUGCUGUGGAGCUAAAGAUCAAAUAAAAGAACAUGGUCCGAUUGUGGCGACAAUGGUAGUGUACGAGGAUUUCUUGACCUACAAAUCAGGAAUAUAUCGACAUAUCUGGGGCAAGAAGAUCGGUUAUCAGACCGUCCGCUUGCUUGGUUGGGGGACCGAAAACGGAGAGGAUUACUGGAUUGCAUCAAAUUCGUGGGGAACUGGUUGGGGAGAUGGUGGCUUCUUCAAAAUUCGUCGAGUGCCCAUGGGACAACCAUCCGAGUGUGAAAUCCAAAACGCCUACACCGCUCCAGCUGUCAAACACAAGAAGCAUUAAAUGCUAAUAAUGCAGCCAAUUUUGUGGUCAUUUGCGAAAGAAAAUUUAUAUCAAAUGUUGCAUCGAGUCCAAAGCAACUAAAUGAAGGAAUCUAUCAAUACAUCUGAGUUUCAUAAAUAUGUCAAA